Molecule: messenger RNA, 2000 nt
Organism: Aspergillus alliaceus
Lineage: Eukaryota; Fungi; Ascomycota; Eurotiomycetes; Eurotiales; Aspergillaceae
Exons: 9
Coding region: 149-1807 (552 amino acids)
Biological process (GO): amino acid transmembrane export from vacuole
Source: RefSeq, a predicted model, not a curated record
GCCCUUAUCUCUCUUUCGCUCGUCUUUUCUUUCGUGCUUCCUUUUUCUAUGAUCCAUCCAUUGUUUUACCCAAUAACUUGAAACAGCACGCGCCCCCGUCAGACAAUACGACAAGGCUCACAUUAGUAUCCCUUGCGGGAAAAUCAUCAUGUCACACAUUGAGCAGAGUCGCGACCAAAUGGUCUCAGCGAUGGAUUUAGAUGGUACAAACAACGGAGCUGCUAAGGGAAGUUCUGAAACCACCGGCAAGGCCAAUGUCACGGUUCAGGGUAUAGCGCCACAGCAAGAGCAGCUCCCCUCCUCAGGGGAUGAGCUUGAUCACCUUUUCAGAGCCGAGGAGGGCUAUGACCAGCCAGCAACAACACGGAGAGAACUAUGGUCUUACUACCUUUACUACAAUGGUGAUAAUGGAGUUGGUCCUGGCUCUUAUUCUCAAGCACUAUUCCAGUGGGCCCUGACCGGUGCGGGCUGGCAGCCAGGAACGGAACCACGUGAGCCCUGUACGGCCUCAUCUGCGUGCGUAGUUCCUUGGGCUGGAGGCACUCGAUCUGUCUCAUCGGUCAUUCUCAUUGCGAAUGGGCUCUGCUUUGUUUUCAUGACGGUGAUCUUUGUUUGGUUGGGCAGCGCUGCAGACUAUGGCUCCUUUGGUCGCUGGUUACUCUUAGUCCUAACCGUGGUCUGUUGGGCUUUACAGUACGGUAUGAUGGCGAUCAAACAUCCCAGCCAAUGGCCUGCGGCGAUGGGCAUGUAUGUGGUAGCAUAUAUUGCGUAUGGUGCUACUUUGGUAUUCUACGCAGCCGUUUUCCCUCGGCUUGCACGCUUUAUGCCCCACGUCCGCAAGGCCCGUGAAGAGGAUCUGCCGGAAGGAAAAAUCACUUUAGAGGAGUAUGAUGCGAUAGAGUCGCUGGAAAGAAACCAUAUCAGCAACGUGUCGACUGCACAUAGUAACAUUGGAUACCUCCUCACAUUGGCCCUCAAUCUGAGCGUUUUGCUGCCACUUCAGGGGAACAACUACUCGAACAACCUUGCCCUUUGUCUGACGAACUCUUAUUGGGUUAUCCUAGGUGUGUGGUGGUUCAUUUUCCAGCAGAGGCGGCCUGGGCCUCCAGUCCCAAAGGGCUCAAGCUAUGUAACGAUCGGCAUCAAGCAGAUAUUAGCCGCGCUUCGAGAAGUUCGGUCUCUACCGCAGACGCUUCUUUACUUUCUUGCUUACUUCUUACUGGCUGAUGGACUCAACACAACUGGGACACUCGUCAGCAUCAUCCAGAACAAUCAGGUAUCAUUCUCAUUCCUCCAAUUAACAUACCUCGGCAUUACUCAAGCAGUAUGUUCAACGGUCUCGACCUUCGGAUUCUGGUAUAUCCAGAGGUACUUUAAGAUACGUACCAAGCGAAUGUUUCUCAUUACCAACUUCUUCAGUGUGUUUAUCCCUUUUUGGGGUAUGCUAGGCCUCUGGACAGCACGCAUCGGAUAUCAUAAUCGGUGGGAAUUCUACUUCUAUAAUGUUGUCUUUGGUCUGUUUCAAGCCCCAUACUACGCCUACGCCCAAACAAUGAUCAGUGAACUCAUGCCUGAAGGAUAUGAUAAUAUGUUCUUCGCUCUGUUCGGCAUAACUAACCGCGCCUCCUCAAUAAUUGGCCCCAAUGUCAUUCAAGCUAUCAUCAACAACGCACAAAACAAUUGGAUGGGGUUUCCAUUCCUUUUUGCUAUCUGCACCACUGCUAUGAUCAUGGUUAGCUUUGUGGAUGUGGAAAAGGGCCGUAAAGAUGGCCGAAAGUUCGUGCAGAGGAAAAAAGAUUUUCGGUGAACGACUGUGGCAUGAUGAUAAAGACUGGGCACUACGGAUGUGGGGAGGUUCUAGUAUUACGGAACUAUGGUACACAGUGCAAUACCUUAUAUUUAUAAUAAUGACUGUAGUAAAGAUGCUACAUGUUCUCAAUCCCGAAGUGCGUGUACUACCGCCUGUCCAACAGCAGUGAAGAUUUGAGCUCAAGUGCGAG